AAACGUGUACCAACCUUUUCGCUGACGUUUCGACAAUUCCUCUUUGCGUGUGUCAUCCGGUGUGUUUACGUGCCGAAGUUAAUGAAUAAAUAAGACCUCACAAAAUUCCAGUGCUUCGCUUCGGGACGAAACAAUAGUCGAUAGAUGUUAUUUAAUGUUUGAUUGUGUGUUGAAACCGUUCACUGCAAGCAACAUACGACGGCAGCAAGAUGGGAACGGAAUGGGACACACUACGGAAGCAGGCUCGCCAUUUGGAGAACGACAUCGACAUGAAGCUGAUCGCUUUUAAUAAAGUCGGCGUGGGGGCGGCCAGCUCCUCGGUUGCGCCGACGGGCAACACGGACACGUCCCCGCUGCUGGGGGACCAUGUCUUCGAGUCGUUGUCCCUGGAGAUAGAGCAAAUGCUGGACAAGCUGUCCAACAUCAACGAAAAGAUGUCCGAGAUACCGAACAGCGGGGCAGCGGUAAUGCAUGUGCUGCAGAGACAUCGCGAAAUACUGCACGGGUAUCGGCAAGAGUAUUUGAAAAUACAGGCCAACCACACAACACGAAUGGAGCGCGAGGAGCUGUUACGGGGGUCCGGCCUGGGGACGUCCUCCCCGUCCACGUCCGGGCUGAGCCGCAGGGACAUGUACCUCAAGGAGAACACCCAUCUGCACAGCUCCAGCUCGCUGGUGAACGAUCAGAUCAGCAUUGCCAUGGAAACGAAAGAGCACCUAACAUCACAGCGGCAGCAUUUGAAACGAUUCCAGACGCGCAUGCACGACAUUUCGAACCGCUUUCCCCUCAUAUCCAGCUUAAUCCAACGAAUUAAUAUCAGGAAACGGCGUGAAUCGCUCAUUCUCGGUGGCGUGAUAGCGGUAUGCACAAUCUUACUGCUGGUGUACGCGUUCCACUGACUUCCCAACUAACGCUGACGCUACUAAACUAAAGAUAUCGCUGCUAGCGCAUUUUUUAAAUCAUUCUUUAACCUUUUUUUUUUGUUCGAAAACGAAUAAUAGUGCAGUCAAGAGAAGGAAAACAAAAGUUUGUUCUUACCCCGGCAGGUGUCUGUUGAUCGAUUUGUGUAACGAUUUGUAAAAAUGGCAAAUAAAUAAUGUGAUAUUCUUAAAUAA
Anopheles gambiae (African malaria mosquito) is the source of this 1115-nucleotide messenger RNA. It is a transcript of the gene Gos28, whose product is annotated as Golgi SNAP receptor complex member 1. The transcript has 4 exons. Gene Ontology annotation, biological process: vesicle fusion; endoplasmic reticulum to Golgi vesicle-mediated transport. Gene Ontology annotation, molecular function: SNAP receptor activity. Bases 210 to 899 code for a protein of 229 amino acids. Lineage: Eukaryota; Metazoa; Arthropoda; Insecta; Diptera; Culicidae. The record is from RefSeq and is a predicted model, not a curated record. Gene Ontology annotation, cellular component: Golgi medial cisterna; SNARE complex; cis-Golgi network.